Molecule: messenger RNA, 1027 nt
Organism: Oncorhynchus keta (chum salmon)
Lineage: Eukaryota; Metazoa; Chordata; Actinopteri; Salmoniformes; Salmonidae
Exons: 3
Coding region: 1-1002 (333 amino acids)
Source: RefSeq, a predicted model, not a curated record
AUGACGGGGGUACUGGAGAACUCAGCAGAUUGCAUGUCCACUGGUAUGGGGCCUGUCGCUGCAGCUCAGUGGACUACCAACUACUCUUCCCUCCCUCCGCUCCCCGCUCUUUUACUGGCGUUCUUUCUCUUUGUCCUCUCACUUUCUCUUUGUACUUUCUCUCUCUUUCUCUCCUCGCUUGUGCUCUCUUUCUCUCCUCGCUUGCGCUCUCUUUCUCUCCUCGCUUGCGCUCUCUUUCUCUCCUCGCUUGCGCUCUCUUUCUCUCCUCGCUCGCGCUCUCUUUCUGUCCUCGCUUGCGCUCUCUUUCUGUCCUCGCUUGCGCUCUCUUUCUGUCCUCGCUUGCGCUCUCUUUCUGUCCUCGCUUGCGCUCUCUUUCUGUCCUCGCUUGCGCUCUCUUUCUGUCCUUGCUUGUGCUCUCUUUCUCUCCUCGCUCGUGCUCUCUUUCUGUCCUCGCUCGUGCUCUCUGUCUGUCCUCGCUCGUGCUCUCUUUCUCUCCUCGCUCGUGCUCUCUUUCUCUCCUCGCUCGUGCUCUCUUUCUGUCCUCGCGCUCUCUUUCUGUCCUCACGCUCUCUUUCUGUCCUCACGCUCUCUUUCUCUCCUCGCUCGUGCUCUCUUUCUGUCCUCACGCUCUCUUUCUCUCCUCGCGCUCUCUUUCUCUCCUCGCUCGUGCUCUCUUUCUCUCCUCGCUCGUGCUCUCUUUCUCUCCUCGCUCGUGCUCCCUUUCUCUCCUCGCUCGCGCUCUAUCUUUACUCGCGUACUCUCUUUCUCUCCUCGCGUGCUCUUUCUCUCCUCGCUCGUGCUCUCUUUCUCUCCUCGCUCGUGCUCUCUUUCUCUCCUCGCUCGUGCUCUCUUUCUGUCCUCCUCCCCGCUCUCUUAGGUAGAGGUCAAGAUGCAGAAGACCGAGUGGAUCAGGUGGGAGAAGCUGGAGGGAGAGGGACAGGAGCCCAACGUCAAACAAUUCAUCCCCAACCAGUACCCGUCAUCGUCUGCCUCCAGGCGUAACUGGGACAAGGUGGUGGGGGACAUC